AUGGAGAAUCAGAGGCAGUGUAGCUCUCUAAUUCCAGUAGUCCCCAUCGAUGAUAACAGCACCCCGCACAGCGCCGCUGUUACCAGUAGCACAAGCAAUUGCCAGGGAGCUCGUCGGCCGUCAGUCAUCGUGAUUGGUAGCGGGUUCUCCGGCCUGGCAGCAGCUCAUGCGCUGCAUCACGCAUCGUUUGAGGUGGUGGUGCUAGAGGCAAGGAAUCGCAUCGGAGGUCGCGCAUUCACAGACUACUCUUUUGGCUUUCCGCUUGAUCUAGGUGCUGCCUGGCUGCAUGGUGUUUCUGAGAGUAAUCCGCUGGCUCGGCUGAUCGCGGACCUCCAGCUUCCGCUUUACCGAACCAGUGGAGACGACUCAGUGCUCUACGAUCACGACCUGGAGAGCUAUGCACUGUACGAUGAGGAUGGGGUGAAGAUUCCCCAGGACGUGGUGGAGCGCGUGGAGCGGGUGUUUGAAGAGAUGCUGGAGGAAACUCGUAAAAUAUGCAUGAACUCAAGCGAGGACAUGAACAUGGAGCACGCCUUGGCUCUGGUGGAGCAGCGGAGGCCGGACCUGACGCUACAGGGGGUGGAGAGGCGCGUGCUGCAGUGGUACCUGUGCCGGAUGGAGGGGUGGUUUGCCACAGACUUGAAGAACCUGUCCGCCAAAUGCUGGGAGGAGGAGGACCUAGUGGAGGGGGGUCAUGGGCUUAUGGUGAACGGUUACCUCCCCGUGCUGGACGCCCUUGCGGCUGGGCUGGACAUUCGUUUUAAUCACAGAGUGAUCAACAUUGACUGGUCCUCAGCACAGGAGGUAGACAGAUCGGUAGACAGAGGGAUGAAUACAGCAAGAGAGAUAGGGGCAACACGGGUUGGUGAAUCGAAGGAGGCACGUGCAAUAGGUGGAGGGGCGACAGAGCAGCAGCAGGGCAGUCAUCAGUGUAUCAGACUUACCAAGCAGGGUUCUUCUACCCACUGCAUGCCAUGUGCUAGUAUCAGGUGCACUGGAUGUAGACCAUGUGAUUUAGGCAGUAAUUACAGUAUACACAACACCAGGAGCGGAAUUAGCAGCACGUGCAACCCCUUCGGAUCUGCUGCUACUGAUGCACGCUGCUUGCCUAGCUGUCACACGUCCCUGAAUCCUGGUUUCUGCACUAGUGAAGCUGUAGCUGACGUCAGUAUACCAUGUAGACCCGGUGUCCACGUCACCACAGCCGACGGCGCCAUGUUCUCUGCUGACGUGGCGAUUGUCACCCUGCCAGCUGGCGUUCUGCGGUUGUCUGUGGGCCACGUAGGCAGCUCAAAUCAGGAGAUUCCCUUAGCUGAGUCAGCCAAUGGUGAUAAUCGCAGCAACUGUAGCAACUGCAGCAACUGCAGUAACGGUAACGGCAGUAACAGUUGUAAAUGCAGUAGCAGCAGCAGAAAAGGCAGCAGCAGCAGCACCCAUCCGUCCACCACCACCCCCACCCACCCCAACCGCAUCCACUUCUCGCCUCCUCUCCCCGCAUCCAAAUGCACCGCUCUCCACUCCAUUGGAGUCGGAAUAGAGAAUAAAAUCGCCCUCCUCUUCCCCUCAUGCUUCUGGCCGUCAGUGGAAUUCCUGGGAGUGGUAGCAGACACGCCCUACGCGUGCAGCUACUUUUUGAACCUGCACAAGGCGAGCCAGGGCGAGAGGGCUGUGCUGGUGUUCAUGCCGGCAGGGCGGCUGGCGGGGGAGAUGGAGGGGAUGGGGGAAAGCGAGGCCGUGGCGUUCACCAUGCUGCAGCUCAGAAAGAUUCUUCCGCACGCCCCUGAACCUAUCCAGGCGCGCAUCACCACAUGGGGGUCAGACCCAUUCUCCCUCGGAUCCUACUCCUACGAUGCAGUGCACGCCCCUCCAGACGUCUACGACUCCCUCCGCGCCCCCCUCCCUCCUCUUUUCUUUGCCGGGGAAGCCACCUCCCGCGCCCACCCCGGCACUGUUCACGGUGCGUUCUCCACCGGGCGGCAAGCUGCGGGAGAGGCGGCGGAAUUUGUCCGGUUGCUGGGUUUCGGUGAUGGGUUGGGGACUGUAGGGAAGGAUGAGAGAAAGAGUCACGCAACGCUGCUGCCACAGGCAGUGCCAGGAGGAGAUGUGAAAGUGGAAGACAGCAAUUUGUGUCCGGAGGAUGCUUAUCGAAAUGGUACCGAGAAAGGCACUCUCAAUAAGAAUAUCAAGGCUGUAGAUGAGUUGCUAUAG
This is a messenger RNA of Closterium sp. Naga37s-1, 2208 nucleotides long. The record is from the annotation of a GenBank genome assembly. NCBI's taxonomy places the organism in Eukaryota, Viridiplantae, Streptophyta, Zygnematophyceae, Desmidiales, Closteriaceae.